Messenger RNA from Saccoglossus kowalevskii, 1775 nucleotides. RefSeq names its product fibroblast growth factor receptor-like. The record is from RefSeq and is a predicted model, not a curated record. NCBI's taxonomy places the organism in Eukaryota, Metazoa, Hemichordata, Enteropneusta, Harrimaniidae.
UUCCGGCAUUUAUAUAUCCAGAACCCAAUGACAGUUGUGCUAUUCAAGGUCAAGACAUGUAUUUGACAUGUAUAGCCUAUGGAAAGCCAGACACAAUAAUUUACAAAUGGUAUAAAGAUGGAGUCAGUCUUACUCAAGAUGAAUCUAAAUACAGCAUAAUAGACGGGUCUCUUCUUAUAAAAGAUGUCACCCAGUUAGAUGAUGCUGAAUACACAUGCCAAGCUUUCAAUUACAUUAGAGAAGACGACGAAGCCACGGCUCAGCUCUAUAUCCAUUAUCCACCUGUCGUUGAAACAGAAGAUAAAUUGUUCGUUAGAGAAUUUCAAUCUCUCUACUUAAUAUGUGUUCUUACCGACGGUGAGCCAUUACCUAGCACAGAGGCAGUGAAAUGGAAAGAGCCAGAUGAUAUGCUAGCCAAUAGGGAUAACCCAUUAGAGUUAACAAAUAUUCAACGAAAUCAAGCUGGUAUUUACACUUGUGAAGUAAAUAAUACAUUAUGCAUGGUAGAACAAGGUAAAGGAUCAUCGGAAACCAUUAUCAUAGUUGAAUAUGGACCAUGGAUAGUUAAUGGAGAGAAUAACCACCACACUGCAAGCGAAGGUCAUAAUGUUACGCUAGACUGCAUUGUCGAUGCUGUGCCGCACGCUGAAGUACUGUGGAGCUAUGAAACAGAUGAAAUAAUACACACUACGGAGAAUAUGGUACAUGACGUUCGCGUUAUAAAUGAGACGCAUGUACAUGGUUAUCUCCACAUUCUUAACAUCACUUCAGAACAGUUUGGUAAAUACAACUGUACUGGAAGUAAUUUGUAUGGAGAAGAUACUGUUAUUGUUAUAUUGUCUGUAGAAGAUCAUGAAAUUGAAGAACCGGGAGAAGGUUCGGUUGGGAUAAUUAUCGUUGUUUUCUUAUUAAUAAUUUUGAUUCUUGCUGGAUCCAUCGGGGUAUCAUUAUUGGUUGUCUCUAAAAGACGCGGAGCCUCUAAAUCAGAUAAAGAGACCGUUGAAUACAACGCUGCGAAGUCGUACCUACUCAGGGAAAUUGAAGUUAUGAAACAUAUUUCUAAGUACGAUAAUGUUAUCAAGUACUGUGGCGACUGUGUGACAAAAGAUCCAAUUCACAUGAUCUUCGAAUACUGUCCAUUUGGAGAUUUAAAGACAUAUCUUCAAAUGUAUCGUAAACAGUGUGAUAAGUCCUGGUUAAUGAGUGGUUCUGAUUCACCAUGGAAAAUGGAAUUUAUUACCUGGUGUAUUCAAAUAGCUAAGGGACUCUCUUUUAUGGAAAAAGAAGAGAUUGUACUGCGAGUAUUAACCGCACGUAGUAUAUUGAUUGGUAAUGAUAGAAUUUGCAAAAUUACAGACUUAGGAUUUUCUACCGCAGUCAUGUCUCCAUCCGAAUUUGAAGACAACGUCAAGAGUUGUCUACCUUUGAGAUGGAUGGCUUUGGAGUCUUUGCUCGACUGUUUUUAUACUAGCAAGUCUGAUACAUGGUCAUACGGAAUAGUAAUAUGGGAAAUAUUCAGUCUCGGUUGUCACCCUUACCCCGAAAUGACUGCAACUGAUGUUGUCCCAGAACUGCAACGAGGAUAUAGAAUGGGACGUCCAACACAUUGUAGUAAAAACAUAUACAACGUGAUGUUGGAUUGUUGGAAUGAGGAGCCAUCAUCUAGACCGGAGUAUGAGGAUACUAUUUACAUACUUCAGUCAUUGUUGAAUUUGCAACUGGACGACGAAAGCUAUAACCACACUGGUGACGAUGAUGCAAAUCAGAUAUCCUAA